GAGGGCAUUCAGCAUUGCUUGGGCUGGGCGUGCUCAGUUUUCCUCGCCCUGUUUGCCAGCUAAGUUUGCAUGGCACCACCAUGGCCGACAUGCAGCCAAAGCACUUUGUGAUUGAUUGUCGGUGCAUGUGAAUGCCAGAGUGUUAUGUUCAUAUGCUGCAUCAUCUCUUGCAUUCUUGGGGGCAUCCUUUGAGAGGUGCUUUUGGCUCAGAAAAAGAAGGAUGGAGUGUUAUGAGUAGAUGUAUUGUACGGGAGGAGCAAUGGCAGCCGAGUCCUGCAUAUCGGUUACGUGCCGCAGGCGAAAGUUGCUUGGUGUGCUUGCAAUUAUCUUGGCUGCCUUGGUAGCAUUACCUGGGAUCCGGCCCUGGCAUGCAAGCCGCAGCUUCACUUUGCCAUACGACCCAUGCACUUUGACGGCCUGCAAGAGGUUCUUUGCAGCAAUGCUUGCUGGUGGCGCAGUUCCUUUCCUCGGAGAAUUGUCACGGUCAAAGAAUUUCUUGCCCAUCAUGCUGCUGGUCGCGCUGGUUCUCCAGAAAUGUGGUGCUGACGCGCUGACGUGGUUCACCAAGGCGCACUUGCAGCUGCCCUACUCGGGAAGCAAUGUGUCCCUGAUCAGCGAAGUCCUUAAACCUCCUCUCAUACUUUUAGCCUUGGCUUCAUUCCAGUCUGCGCACAGCUUGGGCCCCACAAUGGCAGCAGCUGUGUCACAGUCCCCCUUGGCUAUGUGGUGGAUGGGCCUGCUCUAUGCAGCGCAGAAUCUGUUGUAUUUUGUGUGCCUACAAUUUUCGUCUGCUGCUGCUUACCAGGUCUUGAGUCAGUGCAAGAUGAUCUUCACAGCAGUACUCAUGUGGCAGAUGCUUGACAAGAGAUUUUCGCGCUUGCAGCUCAUCAGCCUCACCCUUCUGGUGAUUGGAGCAGUUUGCACGCAGCUGGCAGAGGUGCAAGGGCCUGUAGAACGAGGGGCACGGCCUUGGCUUGGUGCUGCCUUGACGGUGCUCAGUGCUCUGCUGAGCGCGCUGCCAAAUGUUUUCUAUGAACGCUGCCUCAAGGAGGAGCAGAAGGACCAAUGGGUUGCGAAUUUGCAACUGACAGCAUGGAUCACCAUUUGGACUUGCAUUAUCAAAGGGUGGGCAGCAGUGUGCUCAGGCACCGUGGGCGUGCCACACCUUGCGGACAUGUUCGCCGGAUUUUCACCGCUCGUUUGGGUAAUAGUCUUGCUGAAGACUCUGAACUGCAUCAUCGUCCCAGCUUGCCUCAAGUACGGCGACAAUAUCCUCUACGCAUAUGCGAAGCCGUUGUCCAUUGUUCUUACAUGUGCAGCGAUAUCAUUGUCGACAAGCACGCUUCCCUCCCCCGCAAUGCUGGCUGGUAUUGCCAUGGUUGUUGUAUCCAUCAUCGCCUACAGCAGGGGAUGAGCAAGAACGAUUUAGGAUGACAGAGCUGCUUGAUAUCUAAACCAAGCUUUGUAGGCUUAACUUUUGAACCCUCGCGCCGCCGAGUUCGGCUUCCAGUGGCUGAAAGUCACGGCAACAUUUCUUCGUGCAGGGGCUUCAAGUUCCAUUGCCGCGUUCUGGCCGGCAAGGUCCCAACUUUGGGAAGACAUUUGCCUUGCACUCACCCAGAUGGGAGUCAUUUCCCGUUUUGCUUUGCCUCGGGGCUUUUGAUUUCCCAAAUUCUGGGGCAAGCUCGUGCAGCGGUUUGUCAGGAGA
This is a messenger RNA of Effrenium voratum, 1708 nucleotides long. Lineage: Eukaryota; Dinophyceae; Suessiales; Symbiodiniaceae. The record is from the annotation of a GenBank genome assembly.